Eimeria tenella is the source of this 2676-nucleotide messenger RNA. RefSeq names its product glucose transporter, putative. Gene Ontology annotation, molecular function: carbohydrate:proton symporter activity. Gene Ontology annotation, cellular component: membrane. The coding region runs from base 1 to 2676 and encodes 891 amino acids. The transcript has 16 exons. Lineage: Eukaryota; Apicomplexa; Conoidasida; Eucoccidiorida; Eimeriidae. The record is from RefSeq and is a predicted model, not a curated record. Gene Ontology annotation, biological process: carbohydrate transport; transmembrane transport.
AUGGGGUUGAAGAAGGGCUCUGUUGCUGCUGCUGAUGCAGCAGCAGACACACAGCAGCAGCAGCAGCAGCUGCAGCUGCAGCAGCAGGACAUCUUGGGUUGCAGCGGUGCGGGAAGCUUGCAAAGCAUCAGCGACACAAUCGACUUGCCCAGCAGCAGCAGCAGCAGCAGCAGCAAUUGCUGCUGCAGCAGCAGCAGCAGGCUGUGGUGGUGCGCAGCAGCACUGGGGCUUCUUGCUGUUGCUGCUGGCUUUGCUGUUUGUGUAGCAGCAGCAGCACUGCAGCAGCUGCAGCAGCACUUUUCCCUCUGCGGCUCUCAUUUUGCAUGCGCUGAAAAAGGGGCUUUUGUUGCAGUUCUAGCCCCAGGAGCAGCAGCGGGGAGCCUCUUUGGGGGUUUUGUGGCGGACACUGUGGGCCGCUGGCGUUCUCUUCUGUGGAGCUCUUUGGGGCUUUUGUUGGCCACAGCUCUCACAGUUUUGCCCAGCGACUACUCCCUGGUGCUGCUGGGCCGUGCGCUGCAAGGGGUGUUUAUGGCGGUGGGGUUGGUCUCGAGUUUCACUUUUGCUGCUGAAGUGGCUCCCAAGGAUUUGCGGGGUUGUUUUGUGGCGCUGCAGGAAGUGCUGCACUGCAUAGGCUGCUUUCUGCCCUACUUUGUUGCCUGGGCUUUCCCGGAGUUGCAGUGGAGAGGACUUGUGGGCAUUGCAGGAUUAUUUGUUUCGAUGAUGAUACUGUGCAUGCCCUUCCUGCCGGAAAGCCCUCGCUAUUUGCUGCUGCGCCACAAAGCAGCAGCAGCAGAAAGGGCAAUGGUGCGUUUGGGGUAUUCGGAGCAGCAGCGGCAGCAGCUGCUGCAGAGUGUGCAGCAGCAGCAGCAGCAGCAGCAGCAGCAGCAGCAGCAGCAGCAGCAGCAGCAGCAGCUGCAGCAGCAGGACACCGAGGACUUGGAGACGGAAGCAGCCUUGCCGCUGCCCCCUUCGGUGCCGGCCGCAGCCCCCUCCCCAGCAGCAACAGCAGCAGCAGCAGCAGCAGCAGCAGCAGCAAAGCCAAAGAGGGCCCGUCCCGCGUGGCUGGCGCUGCUGCUGGCUGGGGCUUUGGGGUGCAUGCACAGCUUGCUAGCAGCAAAUAGUCUCAUUGUUUUAACUUCUGAUUUGCUGCUGAUUUUUGGGGUUUGCGACAACAAAGGGCCUGCCGCUGCAGUCAGCAUGGCCAAGCUGCUGGGGGCUAUUGUCUGUUUGUUAAUUGCUGAUCGUGUGGGCCGCCGCGUGCUGCUGUUGGUGGGAGCUGGCGGCAUUUGUUUGACGCAUUUGGCCUUAGCUGGGCUUGGCUUUAUGCGGCGCCAGCUGCUGCCGGAGAGUUUGCUGCAGCAGUGCACAGCUCCUGCUGCUGCUGCUGCUGCUGCUUAUACGCCGAAGGAGCUUUUUGCUGCAGCAGCUACUAGCGCCUGCAGCAGCUUCUUGCUGCUGCUGAUGAUUCUUAUGUGGGGCGCUACCUGGGCCUGCAUGGCCACAGUUGUUGCUGCAGAGCUUUCCCCGCCGCGCCACCGCGCCUUAGGGGUUGGAAUCGCUGGAGCAGCAGGUUCUGUUUUAGCAGCAGUUUUCCAGCUUUAUGGAGAGCCUUUGUUGGUUUAUAUUGGCAUUGAUAUCAGCUUCCUCAUCUUUGCUGCUCUCUCAGCUUCAGUUUUUAUUUUUACAUUUUUUUUGGUGCCGGAGCUUAAAGGAAAAGAAUUGCAUUCUGCGCCUGCCAGGGUUCUCGCGGAGGCUUUGCUGCUGGAAGUGGGCGCCGAGAUGGGCCGGACUGAGGAGGAUAUGCGGCCAUUCAUUCGCAAGAUUGUAGAGGAAAACUGGCUGGAGACAAGAGAGAGCUUGGCAGCUCUCAGCAACGAGCAGUGGAAGCAGCUGGGAAUUCCUCUUCGUUUGGAAACAGCUCUAAGGGCCCGCCUAAACCCUGCUGCUGCUGCUGCUGCUCCUGCUGCUGCUCCUGCUGCUGCUGCUGCUGAAGGCAGCAGCCAGCGUGCAGCAGCAGCGCCGCAAGAGGAAAGGCCACAGUCAGAGAGCUCGGGCACUCCCCGGGUGCUGUCCCUUCCCGCCCAGCAGCAGCAGCAGCAGCAGCAGCAGUUGCUGCUGCAGCAAGAGUUUACAGUCGAGAAAGGGGAAGCUCCUGAGGCCCUUUUUGCUUGUUCUAUUGAAGACGCAUUAGAUUUGCUGCAAAGAAAAACAGGAGGGGGCGGCGAGCCUCCCCCCCUAAAUCCUCAAGUGUUUACUCUAGAGCAAAUGCGGCAACUCGACAAGCAGCAGCAGCAGCAGCAGCAGCAGCAGCAACAGCAACAGCAAGAUGACUGGAGCGACGUGGGCCACGCAGCUCUGACCCCCGCUGAGCUUAUGCGCAUCAAAGACGCUCUGGGAGAAGGCCCUUCGUUUCAGUCUCGGGCAAAGCAGCAGCUGCUGCUGCUGCAGAAGCGAAAAGUGUUUAGGGUUUGCUGCGUGCGGCUGCUGCUGCCAGACCUCUUCGUGCUGCAGCUGCAGUUUGCCCCUUCGCAAACCCUCAGACACGUGCGAGACACGGCUGCCCAGGCUUGGGAGUUUGGGGUUGAGGGUUGGGGAGGGCCUGCUGCUGCUUCUGCUGCUGCUGCUGCUAUUCUGCUGAUGCUCCGUUGCUGCUGCUGCUUCGGCCGCUUAAGUUAG